CGUGCCCCGGGAGGCUGGCAUGCAGGAUGGCCGGACAGCCCAGCCACAUGGCCCACGGAGGAAGCCCGAACAGCCUCUGCCACAGCCCAGGGCCUGCACACCCCCCGGACCCACAGAGGCACCCAAACACCCUGUCUUUUCGCUGCUCACUGGCCGACUUCCAGAUCGAGAAGAAGAUAGGCCGAGGACAGUUCAGCGAGGUGUACAAGGCCACCUGCCUGCUGGACAGGAAGACAGUGGCUCUGAAGAAGGUGCAGGUGAGCCAGCGCCCCCGUGGGGUCAGAGCCUUCUGUGUCUAAACAUUGUGGCCCUGGGCCAGUUCCUGCCCCUUCCUCCUCCUCCCCUUCC
Leptonychotes weddellii (Weddell seal) is the source of this 348-nucleotide messenger RNA. The record is from RefSeq and is a predicted model, not a curated record. NCBI's taxonomy places the organism in Eukaryota, Metazoa, Chordata, Mammalia, Carnivora, Phocidae.